GCAAUAUUUUCACAGUUUCAGCACAGUCGAGAAAAAGCACUCCCAUCAGAUAAUAUGAGACAUGCCCUGGCAGAGAGUUUUAAGGAUGAACAGCGUUUCCAGCUUGGAUUCAUGGAUGAUGCAGCGGAGUGCUUUGAAAAUAUCCUUGAGAGGAUUCAUUUUCACCUAGUGCCAAACAGUGAAACAGAUAUGUGCACUUCAAAAUCCUGUAUUUCUCAUCAGAAGUUUGCUAUGACACUGUAUGAACAGUGUGUAUGUCGCAGUUGUGGAGCAUCAUCAGACCCAUUGCCUUUUACGGAAUUUGUGCGUUAUAUUUCUACCACAGCCCUGUGUAAUGAAGUAGAAAGAAUGAUGGAGAGGCAUGAACGUCUCAAGCCAGAAAUGUUUGCAGAAUUGCUGCAGGCAGCAAAUACUACUGAUGACUACAGAAACUGUCCUAGUAACUGUGGUCAAAAAAUAAAAAUUCGUCGUGUUCUUAUGAAUUGUCCUGAGAUUGUCACAAUCGGUUUAGUCUGGGAUUCAGAACACUCUGACCUGACAGAAGAGGUUAUGCGGAAUCUGGCAACACAACUUUAUCUUCCUGGGCUGUUUUAUAGGGUUACAGAUGAAAAUGCCAAAAAUAGUGAACUUUUUCUUGUGGGAAUGAUUUGCUACACAAGCCGACAUUACUGUGCCUUUGCCUUUCACACCAAGAGUUGCAAAUGGGUGCUGUUUGAUGAUGCUAAUGUAAAAGAGAUCGGAACAAAAUGGAAAGAUGUGGUCUCCAGGUGCAUUCGAUGUCACUUUCAGCCAUUGUUGCUAUUUUAUGCUAACCCAGAUGGCACAGCUGUAUCUCCAGAAGAUGCUCCAAAGCAGAUUAUUCACUGGUCUCAAUGCAAAGUAGCAGGAAGAAUAGGGGAAGACUUGGGAUUUGAAAAGCAUUGUGCUCCUAAAUCAGACCACGUGAAAGAGAAUGGAAUUGGAGACCCCACAAAUCAAAGGAGUAAUAAAAAACUUCAGCCAGAUAACUCAGCAUUUAGUAGAAGCCAUAUUCAAGCUAGUGGUGGUAGAGGUCCAGUGAAGUUAGGUUACAGCGAUCAAAAGGACAGGCUGAAGGACCUAUCCAGAGAGUGUGCUCAGAAAGCUGCUGAUAUGAAAAACUUCUCAUCUUUACGAAAAGAUGCAGACAGAGGACCAAGAAAAGAGACUGGGAGACAAAGAGAUUUGAUUGGGGAAGAUCGUUCCAGUGUUAAGUCGGGGUCUCCUCCAGUUGGAAAUGGACUUAGACACUGUGCUGAUCAGCGCAUAUACAGCAGCCAGGGAAGAUGCUCCUAUAAACAUGACAAUACAUCUCACCAAGCAAAGCUUUCUGCACAGGUGCUUGGAUCAAAUAGAACAGAAGCUUUUCCUGCUGUGGAAAAACCAGUGAUGAGGACCCGGACUGAUGGUGUCACUGGCUACGAUACGGACACCAGUCAAGACUCUAGGGACAAAGGAAGUGUCAUCAGCAGCAGAAGCAGAAGUAGAGGUUGGAAACCUAUGCGAGAGACACUAAACGUAGACAGCAUUUUCAGUGAGACUGAGAAAAAACAGCAUAGCCCAAAGCACAAGGCAAAUCCGAACUGUAAAUCCAAGCACGAGAAGGAGAGAAGCUUUAACCAUUGGCCAAAAGAGAACCAAAUCCACAAAGGUUUAAUGACUAUAUAUGAAGAUGAAACAAAACAGGAUACAGGAAGUCGAAGUUCACUAGAUUCGGACGGAAAAGGGAAUGCUGAAAAAAACAAAGGAUUUACAGAGAGAAAAAUCCAUGGUGAUAACUGGCAAAUUCAGAGGACAGAAUCUGGAUAUGAAAGCAGUGAUCAUAUCAGCAAUGGAUCUGCAAAUCCGGACUCACCUGUUAUUGAAGGAAUCAAUCCAGCAGAUGUCAAGAAUGUUAAAGAAAGUGCUUCCUGCAGUGAACAGAACUUGUCAAACAAAAAAGCUGACAAUGUUUUACAUUCAGUAUCCCAGCAGAACAGAAACUUCUAUG
Antrostomus carolinensis (chuck-will's-widow) is the source of this 2008-nucleotide messenger RNA. It is a transcript of the gene USP53, whose product is annotated as ubiquitin specific peptidase 53. The record is from RefSeq and is a predicted model, not a curated record. Gene Ontology annotation, biological process: protein deubiquitination; response to auditory stimulus; sensory perception of sound. Gene Ontology annotation, cellular component: cell-cell junction. NCBI's taxonomy places the organism in Eukaryota, Metazoa, Chordata, Aves, Caprimulgiformes, Caprimulgidae. The transcript has 11 exons. The annotation marks the transcript as partial. Gene Ontology annotation, molecular function: cysteine-type deubiquitinase activity.